Messenger RNA from Xenopus tropicalis (tropical clawed frog), 2144 nucleotides. It is a transcript of the gene tbxt.2, whose product is annotated as T-box transcription factor T gene 2. Gene Ontology annotation, molecular function: DNA binding; RNA polymerase II cis-regulatory region sequence-specific DNA binding; DNA-binding transcription factor activity. The coding region runs from base 113 to 1414 and encodes 433 amino acids. Gene Ontology annotation, biological process: positive regulation of DNA-templated transcription; regulation of DNA-templated transcription. The transcript is spliced from 8 exons. The record is from RefSeq and is a predicted model, not a curated record. Gene Ontology annotation, cellular component: nucleus. NCBI's taxonomy places the organism in Eukaryota, Metazoa, Chordata, Amphibia, Anura, Pipidae.
CUUUAGUGAUUAUCCCAGCGCUUUUGAGCAGAACUUCAGCAGUGACUUCCCAAACCCUGUUGAGCAGAGAUCUUGCACUGGGGACUCGUGCAGAAGAGGCAUCAGCAAUACAAUGAGCACAGGCACAGCUGAGAGUUGUGGGAAAAACCUGCCUUGUAGAAUGGAUCAUCUUCUCACAGCUGUAGAGAAUGAACUGCAAGUUGGAAGUGAGAAGGGGGACCCCACGGAAAGGGAACUUAAAGUCAAUUUAGAAGACACAGACCUUUGGAUAAGGUUUAAGGAACUUACCAAUGAAAUGAUAGUUACCAAGAAUGGAAGGCGAAUGUUUCCUGUGCUGAAAAUAAGUGUCACUGGUCUGGACCCAAAUGCUAUGUACUCUUUUUUAAUGGAUUUUGUGACUGCUGAUAACAACCGCUGGAAGUAUGUCAAUGGAGAAUGGGUUCCAGGUGGCAAACCCGAGCCCCAGGCCCCCAGUUGUGUUUAUAUCCACCCAGACUCACCCAACUUUGGAGCUCAUUGGAUGAAAGCACCAGUUUCCUUUAGUAAAGUAAAACUCACCAACAAAAUGAAUGGAGAAGGCCAGAUUAUGUUAAAUUCGUUGCAUAAGUAUGAACCCAGAAUUCAUAUAGUAAGAGUUGGGGGACCACAGAAAAUGAUCACAAGCCAUUCAUUUCCAGAGACACAGUUCAUAGCUGUGACAGCAUAUCAGAAUGAAGAGAUUACAGCUCUCAAGAUUAAACACAAUCCAUUUGCUAAAGCUUUCCUUGAUGCCAAAGAAAGAAGUGAUCACAAGGAUUUUAUCGAUGAUGCAGAAAAUGGUCAGCAGUCUGGUUACUCACAAUGCAAUUGGCUGAUUCCUGGAACUGGUUCACUCUGUUCUUCUUCCAAUCAUCAUUCUCAGUUUGGAGCACCACUAUCAAUUCCCUCAUCACAUGGGUGCGAGAGAUAUACUACUUUAAGAAACCACCGAUCCUCACCUUACCCCAGCCCCUAUACCCACAGGAACAAUUCUCCUCCAAGCUACACUGAAAACUCAUCUGCAUGUCUCCCAGUGUUCCAAUCCAAUGACCACUGGCCUGGUUUACAGAUGCAAACCCAUACCGGCAUGCUGUCAAUAAAUCACACAAAUGGAAGCCCAUCUAACUCUUGUCAAUAUCCAAGUUUAUGGUCAGUAAGCAACAGUACAAUCGCCCCACUGCCUCAAACAGGAUCAGUUGCCAAUGGACUUGGGUCACAGUAUCUUCGGAGCUCAACAUCGCUUUAUGCACCAUACAAUCAGAUAGUUCCUUCCCCCACCAUGGGAUCACCCAUAUAUGAGGGUACCCCCACCGAAAUUGAAGAAAACCAAUAUGAUGUCACAGCACAUGACAGACUUGCACCUUCUUGGGCUUCUGUGACACCUCCAUCAUUAUAGGACAAAAACUUGUUUCUAUUGACAUUUGGCCUCUGAAAACAUUAAUGCAGCUUAUUUUACAAAUGGAAACUUUAUCAAGAAGAUAACAAGAACUGAGAAAUUUCAGUUGAUGGUACUGUACAGAAAAUGUGGGGUCCACCAGUAGAUCCUAAUCUUUCAAUGCUCACAUCAUUUUGUAUUAAUUAUAAAUAUACAAUAUCUGCAUAUGAAACAUCACCUUCAUUUUAACUCAUUACUGUAAUGUAUUCAUUACACUUCAUAAGAGCAAUGUAUAACAUUAUUGUCAAAAAAAACAUACACGGUGACUUGUUUUUGCAACAAAGGAUAUUAUUUUUAUCUUUUUAAUUGUCUUAAUAUAUUUUCUGCAUUUAGUUUGGUAAUGUAAAUAAUGAAAGUAAAAUCAAAAAUUGUUGCAGGUGUUAUAAUAAAAUAAAUAAAAAUGGUAAAACAAAUUGUAACAUAUAAUACCUGCUAGAUGCUAGUAAAUCACUAGCCAAUUUCCUAAUUUUGACUAUUUAUAGCUCUAUUUAAUUAUACCAAUGGAAAGCAUAUCCAGCUUUGUAGGACUCCUAUGAUCCAUAGCUAGAAGUUGGUUUGGUGAGGAUAAGGAGAUGUGUCCUUGCAAAAAGAUGGAGGGACAAUACUUCCACAGCUUUGCCUUAGAACUGUUCCUUCUGCAAACAUGUAUAAUAUUUAUAAUAGUGUAUAAAGUCAUUUUAUGUUGAAUACA